AUGGGCCUGGCGGGCUUGGUCUUGGGGCUGCCCAAGGCUUGCGCCGCCAAGCCGGACGCCUCGGCGUCGCGGCUGCGGAGAGUGCAGGUGCCUCUCACAAAGGAAAAGCCGCCAAAGAAGUCCCCAGCGCGGCAGCGCGUGUGGACUGCACGGAAGGGCUUGCAGGCCAUCGACCAAGUCUUCGUGGAGCUGCUCGAAGAGGACCGGGGUGCCGCCCUGCGCCGGGAACUGCAGAAAGUCAUCGUAGCCCUAGGGCCAAUGGAGCAGCUGGCGCAGGAGUUGGUGGAUGAGCCAGGCGAUGUGAACGACCCCGAUGCCGUGGUGGCAAAGACGGACGCCUUGGGCCGGCAGCUGAGGCUUUCCGUGGCCUGGAGCAACGAGGCAGACGACUGUUGGAACUGGUCCUGCAACGUUCAGGAACUGGACGAGGCGCGCAAUUGCUUUUUGGAUGCGGUGGACAUUCUGCUGGACUUGGAAGACUUCUGA
This is a messenger RNA of Effrenium voratum, 486 nucleotides long. The record is from the annotation of a GenBank genome assembly. NCBI's taxonomy places the organism in Eukaryota, Dinophyceae, Suessiales, Symbiodiniaceae.